Molecule: messenger RNA, 1023 nt
Organism: Penicillium hordei
Lineage: Eukaryota; Fungi; Ascomycota; Eurotiomycetes; Eurotiales; Aspergillaceae
Product: aldo/keto reductase family protein
Exons: 2
Coding region: 1-1023 (340 amino acids)
Source: RefSeq, a predicted model, not a curated record
AUGACUCCCAAAACCGUCCUACCAAUUGUUUUUGGAUCAAUGACAAUUGGCAAGCCAAAUACGGCUCAUGUUCGGAUCGGUGACAUUGCGGGUGCCAACAGCAUGUUAGAUGUGUUCCAGAAGCAUGCACACAAUGAAAUCGACACCGCCCGCGUCUACGGUGCAGGCACAACGGAGGAAUAUCUUGCUGAGGCCGACUGGCACGAACGAGGGCUGAUUAUGGGCACCAAGCUGUACCCGACUGCACGACGAGAUAUGAAGUGGCUCACUCCCGAAAUGUGGACUCACAAACCAGAAGAUGUGCGUCUCGGUUUGAUGAGAAGUUUGCAAGCCCUUCGAGCAGAGGAAUUUGGUGUCGAUUUAUUUUAUCUUCAUGGCCCGGAUAGAUUGACGCGGAUUGAGGAAACUCUCGCUGAAGUCGACAAGCUAUACCGGGAGGGACACUUUCGGCGUUUCGGCAUCUCCAACUUCCAAUCCUGGGAAGUGGCUCAGAUUUGUGAGGUUUGUGAAAAGAAUGGUUUCAUCAAGCCGACCACCUACCAAGGAUUGUAUAAUGCCUACCAGCGAUCUAUUGAGGCCGAACUUCUCCCUUGCCUACGCCAAUACGGAAUCGGACUCUAUGCAUUUCAGCCUUUGGCCGCAGGGCUCCUGACAUCGCGAUACCAGAGGCAUCAAUCGCUCGAAGAUUAUGAAGUUGGAUCUCGAUUUGAUCCUAGGACGAAAAGUAAUCUUUUAUAUCAUAGUCGGUAUCUGACAGAUCGCAACUUUGACGCCCUAGAUCUACUCCGUCCGCUUGCAAUGAAACAUGGUCUCACUGAGGCGGAAUGCGGUUUACGAUGGAUAAUACACCACAGCGCAUUGGAAAAGGAUCUCCAGGAUGCAGUUCUCAUCGGGGCAUCCAGUCCUGCUCAGUUAGAGCAAAAUUUGCUUGAUCUCGAGAAGGGUCCGUUACCGGAGGAAAUUGUGCAGGCAUUGGAUGAAGGGUGGGGGCUUAUUUCAGGAACUUACAGAUACUGGCAUUAA